GGCGUGUAUAACGAACGCAUCAUGCGUGAGGCCAUGGACGAUUUCAUUUCCGAAUCGAUCCCUUCCCUUUCGGUCGCCACCUCUAGAUUACCUCGCCUCAGCUGUCACCGACGGCGACGCGUUUCUUCGCGCAGCGCGCUGCGCCUUUAAAAACUCCCGGAGCCGGCCAGAGACCACGAGACAGAGCAGGCACAGAGUUCAUUCACCGCCGGCUCCUUCAUAGUUCAUUCCCGAGGCAGAGAUUUUUUUUGGGGGGUGAAGCACCGCGCAACUCCUUCUCAGUUCUCAGCGGCAGACAUGCAGCGGAACAACUCGUUCGGGACGUCGUGGGCGGACCAGUGGGACUACGGCGGCGACCCGAGCCCGAGGGCGCCGCGCGACGGCGGCGUGGGGGAGAAGACCAAGGCGGCCGCGGCCACCGGCAUGAGGAAGGUGAAAGAGGGCACGUCGCAGGGGUUCCAGUGGAUCAAGGACAAGUGCCAGCGGAAGAACGGCGGCGGCAACAAGAAGCAGCAGGGCUCCGAGGUCCCUGGGUACUGACCCCUCCUGUCCUCGUCACGUCAGUGCUGUUGCUUGGCAGACAGCAGAAUUUUCUAAAUUUUUUCUCGGUUCUUGCUGUUGGUACGAAUAGUAUACUGCGUAUAGGUUGUGAUCUGAUCUCGGUGCUGGUUGCAGUUGUAGAGUAGUUUCAUCGUACCUGAUAUGUCUCCUUGAUACUGAAUUGGUCACUUCGAUAUAUAUAAAAGGAUAUUUAUAAACUUGUAUGUUCCUGCUCGUA
Zea mays is the source of this 778-nucleotide messenger RNA. RefSeq lists its product as uncharacterized. Lineage: Eukaryota; Viridiplantae; Streptophyta; Magnoliopsida; Poales; Poaceae. Bases 298 to 540 code for a protein of 80 amino acids. The transcript has a single exon. The record is from RefSeq and is a predicted model, not a curated record.